AUGACGCUUAUGUCCAUGUCGAUGAUUCUGUUAGCCAUAGUUCAGGAUAUGCCAAAAUUUAGUAUGUCAGAACGUAAAGGCCGGGGAUCAUUUUCUGGCAUACCUCUAAUUGGUUCGUGUCUUAACGCACGAAAAUUUAUCCGUUUUUUAAAUUUCCUAGGUCUCUAUUAUUUUAUGUUGCUAGUAAUUGUGAGCUUUUCUACAGUUACUACUUCUACCCCUCCAGCACAUGGUCAUUUAAAUGGCUUUGUGGGCUCUGGUAUUGUUUCCUCCCAACAGCAAUUAUUGACAGAUGAUAGACAAAGUUUAUUGAAUGUUCAACAUAGGCUUAGUGGAUCCAUUUCUAAUAUUAAUGCAACUACACAAAAUGUGGCACUUAGCCUUUUGAGGCUAAUUUCUUGUGAUCGAGAUUCGGGCUCUCGCCAAGAUAAAGCUUUAAGUAGAAGAAAAAAGGUUAUGGUAGAAGAACCUGAAGAAAAUUGUCAACCAGAUAAAAAAUUCAAAAAGAGAAAGGACGAACAGUUAAAUUCAAGUGAAGGGAUUAAACUUAGAAAAUCGAAUUCUCCAAUUCCUCCACCUCCUCCCUCACCAGCAGCAGCAGCUUUAUCCCAAAGAAAGCGACAUAGUUUGUUACACGCUGAAAGUCCUUUGGUUGGUUGA
Messenger RNA from Meloidogyne enterolobii, 660 nucleotides. The record is from the annotation of a GenBank genome assembly. Lineage: Eukaryota; Metazoa; Nematoda; Chromadorea; Rhabditida; Meloidogynidae.